This is a messenger RNA of Lathyrus sativus (Indian pea), 918 nucleotides long. The record is from the annotation of a GenBank genome assembly. NCBI's taxonomy places the organism in Eukaryota, Viridiplantae, Streptophyta, Magnoliopsida, Fabales, Fabaceae.
AUGGAUUUUCAUAGUCAUUUGGCUUUAGCUUUUGGCAUACUAGGUAAUGUCAUUUCCUUCAUGGUGUACUUGGCUCCUAUGCCAACAUUUUACAGAAUUUGGAAAGUGAAAUCAACUGAAGGUUUCCAGUCUUUGCCCUACUUGGUGGCUUUAUUCAGUUCCAUGCUUUGGCUAUAUUAUGGUCUGCUCAAGACAAAUGCUACAUUCCUCAUCACCAUUAAUUCAUUUGGAUGUGUUGUUGAGGCUAUUUACAUUAUCCUCUACACAAUCUAUGCCACCAAAAAUGCCAGGAUCUUAACCCUGAAAAUAUUCAUGGUGAUGAAUGUGGUCUCUUCUGUGUUGAUAGUUGUCACCAUCCAAUUUGCUCUGCGUGGUUUCCUCCGAGUCACUGUCCUUGGAUGGGUUUGCACAACUUUUGCAAUUUGUGUCUUUGCAGCACCUUUAACCAUUGUGGCAAAGGUUAUCAAAACUAAGAGUGUUGAGUUCAUGCCAUUCAAUCUGUCACUUUUCCUCACACUAAGUGCUAUAGUGUGGUUUUCUUAUGGUCUCUUCCUCAAGGAUAUAUGCAUUGCGUUACCAAAUGUGUUGGGUUUCGUAUUGGGACUAUUUCAGAUGAUACUAUAUCUUAUUUAUAAAAACAAAGCCACAGCUCCAAAGGAAGAAUUUGAACUAGAGCAGGGAAUGACAAACGUUGUUAUAUUGAGUCCAAUGGGAAUCCUAAUGUCAUCUCCAUCUCCACUCAGAGAAAGAGUGAGCAAACAAAAUACAGAAGGUGUAGAAGAGAAUAACAAAAACGUGGAAGUUGUUGUGGUGAACUCAUGUGAAGUAAUCUCAUCUCCACUUUUAGACAAAGUGAAGAAACAGGGAAAAGAAGGUGUGGAAGAGAAGAAGAAGAAAAGCGUGGGAACUUCAGCAUGA